Messenger RNA from Coregonus sp. 'balchen', 8222 nucleotides. NCBI's taxonomy places the organism in Eukaryota, Metazoa, Chordata, Actinopteri, Salmoniformes, Salmonidae. The record is from the annotation of a GenBank genome assembly.
AUGGAUGACAAGCGUGAGUCAGCGGAUGAUUACGGUGAGGAAUAAAUUAACUCAUUACUUUGCAGUCGUUUAAUUAAUUGAUUCAUUGUUCAAACAGUAAUUAACUUGGUUUUUCACUAAUAGGUUAACUCUCCCGUCGUAUCACCGAAAAACAGUAUCCAAGUAGUUACAAGUGAAUUUGGCCUAGCUAAUAGCCUAACUUUGUUUUGUUGGAUAGUUUUAAUAAGAUGCAGGCUGCGACUGUUUUUCAUGGAGUUAACGUUAUACUUUAGAAAGCUAGCUAUUAGUGAUGGAUCAAAAUGUAGGCUACAUAAUGAGUAAGCUACCUGGAUGAAACUGGGGGAGGGUCAUGCUUUUUUCCAAAAAAAAAUAUUAUUUAACUAGGCAAGUCAGUUAACAAAUUCUUAUUUACAAUGACGGCCUACCAAAAGGCCUCCCUCCUGCGGGGGCUGGGAUUAAAAAUAUAGGACAAAACACACAUCACGACUUGAGACACCACAACACUACAUAAAGAGAGACCGAAGACAACAACACAACAUGGCAGCAGCACAAAGCAUGGUACAAACAUUAUUGGGCACAGACAACAGCACAAAGGGCAAGAAGGUAGAGACAACAAUGGUGUCUCUACCUUCACGCGAAGCAGCCACAAGUGUCAAUAAGAAUGUCCAUGAUUCAGUCUUUGAAUGAAGAUCAAACUGUCCAGUUUGAGUGUUUUUUGCAGCUCGUUCCAGUCGCUAACUUCAGCGAACUGAAAAGAGGAGCGACCCAGGGAUGUGUGUGCUUUGGGGACCUUUAACAGAAUGUGACUGGCAGAACGGGUUUUGUAUGUGGAGGAUGAGGGUUGCAGUAGGUAUCUCAGAUAGGGGGGAGUGAAGCCUAAGAGGUUUUUAUAAAUUUGUCAAGGGGAGUUUUUUUUUUUUUUUUUUAAAUCUAGUCUAGGGGAGGGUCAUGUAAUUGAUGAAAUUUCUAUAUUUCUCCGUUUUAGAAUUAGUUGCUUAUUAGGCUAUAUAUCGACGUGUGCCCGAUGCCGCCACUCAUCUCUAAUGAUCAGCUGGGUGCGCAAUAUGAAGUGUGCCUGUAGGCUAUUUAGUGUGGUCGCAAUAAAAGUAUCUAUAGGCUACAAAGUGCAUGCUUGGAGAAGCACAGAGCAAAGUUAUUUUUAAGAUAGCUGAUGGUGUAAAUAAAACUAUGCUGCAUUACACACUGCAAUGGCUAUUCCAACCCCGAGUCCUGCCUGCUCUGCUCUUGCGGAUCAAGCAUUCCUAGUCGAUCACCAAACAUUUCUGUAGAAAAGCCAACGAUAAAGGCUUGUUGCGCAGUGGGGGUAGGUGCACUUGAUUCAGAAGCCCUGCGCACCGGGUACAGAAAGUGUUCCCAUUUUGAACCAGUUCAUUUGUCUGACCAGGAGAUCUAUGGCUAAAUGUAGUUCGCCUACUGCGCUGGCCAAUCGGAUAGCUCAAAUCACUGUUCCUUCAGGUUCCACAACCCCGGCCACAGCGAAGUUUGAUAGGCCUACUAGACUACAUGAGAUUUCAUAACUUGCAAAACCAUGACCAGAGAGAGACUGUCAAAGAAUACAUCAACGUUUUUAUGAAUGAGUUCAUGUCUAAGUUUUUAUUAAGCACUGUCACCACUGUUUUUGUUAGCAGUUUGUCGUGACGAUUUUAAUAUCGAGGAAUAUUUCACUUUCUCUGGUCAUAGGAACAACAUGAAUUUGUGCAUGAGGCAGAUGCGGUGCGACUCGAGUUUCGCCAUCAGGUAGAAGACAUUGUCCCCUCACUCUGGUCAGUCUCACCAGAGGAAAGGAAGGCGAGAGCAGUGACGGUGAGAGGCGGACCCUCUGCUGCUCUCAAUUCAAUUCAAUUCAAUUCAAUUUAAGGGCUUUAUUGGCAUGGGAAACGUGUGUUAACAUUGCCAAAGCAAGCUCUCUCUCUCUCCCUCCGCUGCUAAUGCCAUGUUCAAAACAACUGGAAACUCGGAAAUCUCCGACUUAAGUGUAUUCAAGACAACUGGGAACUCGGGGGGAAAAAACGUUUUAAAAGGUCAUCCACUCGGAAUUCCAAGUUGGAAACUCUGGCAUCUUUCUACAGCGCCGACUUUUCGACCUGAACAUCGCUGACGUCAUGAUUUGACAUCGUUUUUAUCAGAGUUCCCAGUUGUCGUGAAAGCACCAUGACCAUCAGAUGCAGGUACCAUCAGUCCAGUAAAAAUAAAAAAGCAAAUUAUUUCAAUUUAUGCUCAGCUGUGCCUCGAAAGUGCUACACAAACUGAUCGAUUUUGUUAUCAAAGCUCGAGUUUUGAAAUAUAAUAUGGUCUGAGAAUAACAAUAUUGGUAGGCCAGGCAUAUAGCCAAUAUGCUGUGAUAAUGUAUUAGGCCUACUACACACAUAUCAUUCCUACAGAACAGUUUUUAUUAUGUUAAUGUUUCAUUUUUUUACGUCAUGUUUAAAAAAAAAUCUGAGCGGUAGAUCUCAGCUUGCUUCUUGACUGCGAAUGAGAUCUUAAGUCAGAAAACGUUGGUGACCACUGCUAUAGCAUAUUUUCUGUUCAGAUUGAGGAGAGCACGAAGAUGAGGAGGACCGGAGGUCAAUUUUGAUAGCUUGCUACUCUAUAAUUGAUUCGAUUAAAAACAAUAUGUUUCUUGCCCAUGGUGUAGUCUUAUUUAUCAGUUAUUGACCUCACAAUAAGCCAGAUUCAAGUAACUUACAUUGUGGUGCUGAAAGCAGCAGCCGUGACACAAUCAAUCGGAAAUGGACAGCUCAUUGUCCUGAAAGUAGCCAAAUUCGAGUAGGCAUAAUUCAUUUAAAUGUCUGCAUUUUAAUUAGACUUUACUAACAACAAGAGGGCUUUGUGUUGGAGCCUAUUUCUUCCUAUUUAAGAAAUGAGAGGUAAGCCUACCUGUUUGACAGACGAAAUGAGCCUUUAGGCUGCUAUAUCCAUCCAUGCACACUUUAAAUAGUCUACCUCCGUGUCAGUGAAGGGCUGGUAAAUUAAAACCAAGACUGGAAUUGAGGGGUUAUGAGAGGGUAGGCUAUGCCAUAUGUCUACUUUUUAUAAAAGAAAAUGGUAAAAAGCAUAGCGCUUUGGCCCGCGAUGCUUUAUGCUAGAAACAAGCUGUAAAAUACCCGGGAAAGUAGUGACUCCUAUGCAUAUGGGGAUAUCAUUGUUUAGUUUAUUUGACAUUCAGAGGCUGAGCUACAACCUUCUAUAGCCGAGGAUACUUAAAAAAAAAAAAAAACUUUGCUUGGGAAGUAAUCUAAUUCUGUCACUCAAUUGUUUAAGCGAUUCACUUUAUGUACAAUAUAUGUUUAAACCCAAACAGCUUUUAGGGAAACACUUGUGACCUUCUGUCAUUGGGUUAAGCUAUGGAAGAAGAGUAGUCAGCAGUUAAAUCUGCUGCGUCGGAAGGCCUACUCUGUCUGGGAUGGAAAGGUAGUCCUAAUUUUUGAAAGUACCAUGCUGAGAUUCUUAAUGACGUCUCAGAUUUAAUUAUUUGCAAACAGGGACAGUUUCGUUGCAAACAAGACAAACUGAUUUGGCAUUGGAGAAAUAUGAUAAGAUUAACACAUAUGCCUAUCUCUCUGUCCAUUCUUAGCCAGUAAAUUCGGUAAUUUGUGUGGAAUUGAAAAUAUUCUGCUAAUAUGUAAAAUGACGUAGAAUUGUAUGAAAUGUUUAUAAAAGGCCAUUUUUUCUCUGACAUGCAAAUACGAUGAUAGAUUCAUGCAAUGCUUUUACCAUAAAGGAGAUCUUUCCACCCUGAUUCUUGUCCACGGUGGUCUGCGAAACCACAACCUUCUGGCCUGCAGCCUUGUGCACUAUCAAAAUUCCUGCGUUGCCGUGUAAUGCUAACAGGCCGAAGAACAGUUUUUAAAACUGCAUAUCUAAGGCUCUGAUCUGUCCAAGAAGUGAGGGUAAACGGUAGACAUGUUCUCUGCUAUCCACUUGGUGUUUUAAUUAUAAUUUUUGGUAUAGGGAAAGGGGGAUACCUAGUCAGUUUUACAACUGAAUGCAUUCAACUAAAAUGUGUCAUCUGCAUUUAACCCAACCCCUCUGACUCAGAGCAGUGCAGGGGUAUAGGGGAGGGUCACUUGUUUUUUUUCAAUCAUUCAAGGAGGGUUCAGGUAAAAUAUAUUUUUCUGAAGGGAGGGCCAUCCAUUUUAAAUUCAGAGCGGCCCGAUUUUCUCCAUGUAACCCUAAUUAAUGAGCAGGUGAGGCAGCGAAUGGCCUCAGCAUACCUGCCAUUUUAAUUACAGUCAUUAGAACACUGUUAUGUGCAAGCUAGGCCCACAUGACAUCACCUCAUAAUCUAGAUUCUUCUCAUUUUACCCAAACCAGUAUUUGCUUUUACCUGACUAAUCAUUACCCAAUGAUACUCAGUGGCACUAUUUUGAACUUUUUGUCACUUUGUGCCACUCCAUCAUGCUAUUUCAGUGAGUGUUAUGUAAUGUUAUGACAGUCUUAUUUCAUGCUAAGUUGCUCUGUGUGGCUGUAUGCAGACUGCCCAAGCCUCCUGUGUGAGGAACAGGAGGAUGAAGAGGAGGAGAGUUACCGUGGAGAUGAUGAGACCGGAGGAGAGGAGGGGGGAGAGAGAGAAGAAUGGGACAAAGGACAAAGAGGAAGAAGAGAGAGAGUGGAGGAGGAGGAAGAAGAGAUGGGAGAAGAGACAGAGAAGGAGGAGAAGAAUGGAGAGAUGGGUGAGGAAGGAGUAACAGAAAGAGAAGAGGAGAGUGAGGUGGUAGUUGAUUUUGAAGAGGAGGGAGGAGAGAUGGAGAAGAGACAGUUGAGAAAGAGGAAAGGGAGGGCAGAGAAAGAAGUAAAGGAGGUGGUGGUGAUUGAGGAUAGGAGAGGGAGGGAAGAGGAAGAGGAGAUGAAUGACAGGCGAGAGAGAGAUAGGGAGGAGAAGGUAGAGGAGGAAAAGAAGCAGAAAGGAGUGAUGGAGGCGGCUCUGUCUCUCGACCUCGUCGGCGUGACAACUGACCCUAUCAGCAUGACGACCACCACUCAUGAUGACUCUGGGUACCUGAGCUCUGGGAUGGGGUUCUACUGUCCCCCCGAACCUCUCCUAUUCCACACCCAGCCUAAACCUCACCCCCAACCCCUUCUGCCCAGUGGGGUGAAGCGCCCCCACAGUGUCAGCCCCCCUCUCCCUCCCACCCAAAGCCUACAGGUAAGACAGACAAGAGGAGAUGACAUCAUACUUUCAGGAGUGAUGUCAUUACAAUGGGGUCCUGCACAGUGCUCUAUAAAGUUCACACAACCGCUAACCCCUAGUUAGUCCCUCCUGUAGCUCAGUUGGUAGAGCAUGGUGCUUGCAACGCCAGGGUUGUGGGUUCGAUUCCCACAGGGGGCCAGUAUGAAAAAUGUAUGCACUCACUAACUGUAAGUCGCUCUGGAUAAGAGCGUCUGCUAAAUGACUAAAAUGUAAAUGUAAUACUUGGAGAUGUGAAAGGACUGGAUAUAUACUAAAUAGAACGAACACACACACACACACACUGCUCUUCCACAGGUAAAGGUGACUCGAGUGUACUCUACCCGCCGUUCAAUUGGCUACAGCGCCCGGGGGCGUGGCCAGGUGCUUCCCCUCCCCCCGUUGCCAGCGGUAACCAUGGGAGUCCCCUCCCUGUUGCCCUCCCUGCCCAAGAAGAAGACACGAACACUCUACAGCACUGGUGAGGAGACUGUGUGUGUCCACUCUGACCUAUUGCCUUUGUCUAUGUGUAACCAGUGUGUGUGUGUGUAGACCAGUUGGAGCAGCUAGAGGGUAUGUUCCAGGAGGACCACUACCCAGACGGAGAGAAGAGGAAGGAGAUUGCCGCCACGGUGGGCGUCACGCCCCAGAGGAUCAUGGUUAGUACUCUCCAGGAGGAGACCUAUUAGGAUUUGAGGUUUAUAUUUUGCUUCUCUACCUUCCUCCGUCUCUCCUCUCAUCCCUCCCCCUCUCCUCUCAUCCCUCCCCCUCUCCUCUCAUCCCUCCCCCUCUCCUCUCAUCCCUCCCCCUCUCUGGUUGUCAGGUGUGGUUUCAGAACCGUAGGGCCAAAUGGAGGAAGGCCAGUCGUUCUACAGUGAAGCCAGAACACAAACAGACCUGCAGCAGCCUCCCUGACCCCAACCCUACCCCCCUCCAUGCACCACACCCACACCCUAGGUAGGCUCAGACAGCAAUAUGACAUCACCGGUUUCAGACAUCCACAAUAAAGAACACAUUUUAUAUCUGCCAAAACAGCCACUAUUAACUCUUCCAGACAAUGUGCACCCUCCCUUGAAGCAUGCCCACAUUGGGAGGGCUGACAGGGUCUUGCAUGAUGCAUACAUUGGGAGGGCUGACAGGGUCUUGAACUGACAAGGUCUCCGUCUUGAGCUGUGUGAUAAUGGCCAAACUGAAGCUGAGAUUUGAUUAUACUAACUCUAGUCUGUCUCUAUAGUGCGGCUGCAGGACACAUCACCCCCUUCAUCCCUCCCGCUGGUCUCUCCUUACCUCUCCCUCCUACCAACCAGGCCCUCCCGUCCUACAGCACCCUGCUAGCCAGCCUCUCAUCCAGCCCUACAGGUAGGCAGUCAAUCUAUCCAUCCAUCAGUCACACUACACAAACAAUUGUUAAUGUUUGUUAAUGUUUGACUGUAUAUCUUUAUGUGACUCCCAGGCAGGUCAAGAGGAGGAGGGGAGGGAGGGCUACCGUCAGGACCUCAGGGGGGGUCAGUGGAGCACCUACCUCCUAUCAUGUAUAGCCCACCCCCUUUACGACGUGCCAGCCUCCCCCUCCUGACUACCUUCCUGAACCCCCCCAACCCUACCCCAACCCCCCCUCCACCAACCCCACAACCCACCCCAACAUCGCCUUUCUUCAUGGAUGUGUUGGAGCCCCACCCUCACCCCCCCAACAGAGACACACAGGGACUCACCCUGCAGACUGACACUGGGUGAGUAAUUGAAUGACAUUGCAUGACGUAGGCUGAAUGGAACUGAAAAGACACCCAUGCCUAUGUGUAAUGGGAAAUAUCGAAGAUUAAUACAGUUAAUUUUAGAGUGAUUAACACUAUGUUUUCCCUGUCUGUAAUACACAUUUCCAGUGUUCUGGUUGUACGGGUUGAUGUUCACUAGACUUGUUACUGAAAGCUAUGGGUUGUUCUCAUAUCGUUUGAUGGUGAUUGACGUCAGAGCUACUGAAGACACAAUGACAUUAUGAACACUGAUCCUGUAGCAACUGGCAAAGUCACUGUCUUUUGUUUUCACCUCUUACAAGCCUCUGAUUUAAUAUAAAUAAGUGCCUUCUCACAGAAGGCACGUUAGACAUUUUCUGUGCUGGAGGUGUCUCCCUGUUGCAACUUGUAAUUAAAGCAGAUUGAUUUAUGAGUGACUAUCUGCGACUGCUCAUCUCUUUACAUUAUGUGUGUGUGUCAUCCCCAGUUCUCUGUUUGACUACAGCAGUGAUCUCCUGUCCAGCAGCAGCAGCUCAGUGAAGAUAGAUCCUCAGCACUACCUGACCUCCAGCCACCAGGGCGGCGCUACAGUCUCCUACCAACCUCAGGCUUCCCGCCUGGCCUACCUCACCCCCUCCCCCUACCUCAACCCCAACCCUCCUGAGGGGAGUGCCCCUCCCCCCUCCUACCUCACCUUCGGUCCGGGGGGCGGGCCCGGGGUGGUGACUUAUGCAGCUGGAGGCCACACCUACUUCCAGGCACAGACUGGAGGGGGACCGAUCCUACUGCAGUCUGGGCUACACGGUGAGUCACUGUUGGGAUAACACCUAGACACACACACACACACAACAUUUUGAGAUUGGACAUUAGAGUCAGUGUGUGUGUGUGUGUGUUUAGGUGGUAUCACAGCCUACCAGUCGUACCCGUGGGAUCAGAUCUACAGCCAUCCAGCAGUGUUCCAGCAGCGUAACCAGUGUUCCCAGUUUACUACCACCACACUGGGGAGCCGAGACCACCCAACCUCCUCCUCCUACCUGCCACCCACUUACUACCCCCGUUCACACACACACUCCCAGAGACCCUCACACACUCUCACACACACCUCUACCCAGGCCCAGGUCCUGCCCCCAGCCUCUAGCCUGCAACCCCCCCUCCCCAGAGGGGCCAGCGCCCCCCAGCCCAGAGCCCCCACACCACCCUUGGCCCUCCUGGAUCUCCCCACCUGUGUGAAGGCUGAGAAUGAGAGCCCUCCCCACGUACACAGCAGCCACUUCCACUGUGACUUCUCACCCAUACUCUUCUGA